This is a messenger RNA of Daucus carota subsp. sativus, 664 nucleotides long. RefSeq lists its product as uncharacterized. Bases 54 to 392 code for a protein of 112 amino acids. NCBI's taxonomy places the organism in Eukaryota, Viridiplantae, Streptophyta, Magnoliopsida, Apiales, Apiaceae. The transcript is spliced from 3 exons. The record is from RefSeq and is a predicted model, not a curated record.
CCUAUAUAUAUAUACAUGCCCAAAACACAAAUAGUGUUUGAUGAAUUUAGAGAAUGGCGUGGAGGCAAUCUGCAGCUUUAAACACAAAAUUAGUGCUUGCCCCCUCUAAUUUACCAUCUGCCUUUGCAGCAUUUUCUUCCAAAUCUUCUUCCCCUUAUCUAGUGAAAGUGGGGAUACCUGAAUUCCUUAAGGGAGUGGGAAAUGGGGUAGAGACCCAUGUUCAGAAGCUUGAAACUGAGAUUGGUGACUUCCAGAAGCUUCUUGUUACUCGCACUCUUAAGCUCAAGAAACUUGAGAUCCCCUGCAAACAUAGGAAGCUGAUAUUGAAAUAUGCACACAAAUACAGGCUAGGACUUUGGAGGCCUCGAGCUGAGCCAGUUAAAAAAGCUUGAGGAAUUUCUGGGUGGUCAGUAAUAAAAUACUAUCGAAGUCUGAGUAUUGCUCAAUCUUCAUUUUGUUAUUGUAAAACCUUGACUCUCUUGGAGAAGAUCAACUGCUUGAUAGAAAUAUCUGGUGUAUGAUAAUUAAAUUUAGUUGGGCAGUAUGUUAGCCAUUUCAACUAGAAGUUUGAAAUUAUGCUCAUUGUUAUUUUGAAACCUCUUUCUGUUAAGGAAUCAUGGGCCAACAGUCCGCUUUCCAGUAAUAUCAUUCAUCUUCUAUCGUU